AAUAAAGAAAAUAGAUUCCAUGGAAUCAAUGAAUUGAUUUGCUUUACUAAAGAGAGAUCUUGACUGAUUGAAAUUUAACUGUUAAAUUAGAGUUUUUUUGUUAUGUAAAAUGAACUGUGUGAGGAAUCUAAACACUUAUUUUUUUGUUCUUUCUUUGUCGUUGAUAGAAGAAUAUUUCAGUCCUGAUAUUUGCUGUAACUAAUAAUUACUGGAUAAACAGAGAAGACACAUGGAGGAUAUUUUACCUGGGUCCAACAAAACCAUAGCAACAGCAGCAAGUUGAAAAGAGCAAAAAAAAAAAAAAGAGAGAGACCGAAGUACAAUUACAAUCCCAUCCCACAAAAAGGUCAAGGGCUACCUGAAAGACCGGUGGCCCCAGGAUCCUCAAAGCAUCCAAACCAUCCCUAUACUCUCAGAUUAAUAAUCCUUGAAUAUUUUAAUGGGAACAGAUAACCAGACUUGGGUGAGUGAAUUUAUUCUCCUCGGCCUGUCCAGUGACUGGGACACUCGGGUCUCCCUGUUUGUCCUGUUCUUGGUCAUGUAUGUGGUGACCGUGCUGGGGAACUGUCUCAUUGUCCUUCUGAUCAGACUGGACAGCCGACUCCACACUCCCAUGUAUUUCUUUCUCACCAACCUCUCCCUUGUCGAUGUCUCCUAUGCCACAAGUGUAGUCCCUCAGCUGCUGGCACAUUUUCUUGCAGAACAUAAAGCCAUCCCAUUCCAGAGCUGUGCAGCCCAGUUAUUUUUCUCCCUGGCCUUGGGUGGGAUUGAGUUUGUUCUCCUGGCGGUGAUGGCCUAUGACCGCUAUGUGGCUGUGUGUGAUGCCCUGCGAUACUCGGCCAUCAUGCAUGGAGGGCUGUGUGCUAGGUUGGCCAUCACAUCCUGGGUCAGUGGCUUCAUCAGCUCUCCUGUGCAGACUGCUAUCACCUUUCAGCUGCCCAUGUGCAGAAACAAGUUUAUUGAUCACAUAUCCUGUGAACUCCUAGCUGUGGUCAGGCUGGCUUGUGUGGACACCUCCUCCAAUGAGGUCACCAUCAUGGUGUCUAGCAUUGUUCUUCUGAUGACACCCUUCUGCCUGGUUCUUUUGUCCUACAUCCAGAUCAUCUCCACCAUCCUAAAGAUCCAGUCCAGAGAAGGAAGAAAGAAAGCUUUCCACACGUGUGCCUCUCACCUCACAGUGGUUGCCCUGUGCUAUGGUGUGGCCAUUUUCACUUACAUCCAGCCCCACUCCAGUCCCUCUGUCCUUCAGGAGAAGUUGUUCUCUGUCUUUUAUGCCAUUUUAACACCAAUGCUGAACCCCAUGAUUUACAGCCUAAGGAAUAAAGAGGUGAAGGGGGCCUGGCAGAAACUAUUAUGGAAAUUCUCUGGGUUAACAUCAAAGCUGGCAACUUGACUCAUGAGUAUGACUUAGAGAAAACAGCUUUGCCUCAGUGUUCUCCACCCAGCUGAGAUCUGACAGGUGUAAACUACAUUGCCCUGGCAACCAGGAAGGAGAUGACGUAGCAUGUACUGUGGAUGUUAUGGAGGAGGGGGAGUGGUUCAAUUGGAUGGGGUGUGGGACGUGGGGUUAUAUUUAUGAACAGUGGAGUUAGAUACUGCUGUUAUAAAACCUCCCACACUUCUUCCACCUCCACUCUUACAGCCUGACAAUCGUUGAAAAAAAAUUACUACUUACUGUUUUGAUUUGUCAUAUCGUUUGUAAUGAUAGACCUACUCAUGGAUCUUACCUUGGACCACUGGUACUUACACAUCCACAUUUUAUAAAAGGUUAUGGGGCUUCCAUUGAAAACAAAAUGCAUUUUUACAUUUGAAGACUCACUUUAAAUAAUUUGUAGUGUAUGUCAUCACAUGCAGUAAUUGUGUGAGUCAACAUUCUGAGAAAAGUGUUAUUGUCAAGGCUGACUAAAAUGUUUUUGUGCAGGACCUACAAAAGGUGAACAUAAUGUCUUCUCCUGAGUGCUGGAGCUAAUUCAGUGAAAAAAUAUCAACUCAAGGUCUUGUUUCACCUCGAUAGGGUGACAGUCAAUGGUUGUUUGUACUGAAGACAAUUAUUGACCAAGAAAAGUUAAGCUUCAGGUGCUUCUUGACAGUAUUCAAACAGUUUGAGAAGGAUUUUACUGCAUAUAUAGGUAUAUCGUUGAAAAUAUUAAAAAUGAUCAAUCUCUGAAAAAUCUGUAAGCUCUUUCUCAGAAUCUUCAGAAACACACAAAAAAGCACACAAAUUAUGAGAUACUGUGAAAAAUGUCAAAGACAUAGUUAAUUUAAGGAAAAACUCUUCAGCCAAAGUCAAUGAAGGGUAAGAUAAUUUAAUAUGAAGUUUGGAACGUCAAGGAAGGUCAGUCAACUAUGCAAAUGUUACCCUCAAGUCUUCACAUUGAGAACUUCUCUUGCCACCUCCGUCUUCGUCACCUUCACACACACAACAGAGCCAUAGGUGAAUUUUUGUAAAUCUUGUAACCUGGGCUUGUCUGAGAAUGGACUUCCCUUUGAAAAGGAGCAUAACUGAUGUAAAAGGAGAAGACAUAAUUGAAAAAGUGGAAAGAAAAGAAAGAAUAUGAUCAUAGCUGCUCUUCCUACUCCCUUGAAGGAGUCAGUCUUUUCUUCCUUUUGUGUCUUCUUUAAGUCAGUUGAUUUGCAGUUCUUACAUUUGUCAACACAUCAUCAUAGAAUCUAAGAGUUUUUACAGUGUUGAAGGCAUAUAACUCAAAGCCCAUUUGACAUCUGAAUUUUAUAUUAAUAGUAAUGCAAUCUUAAAUUUUGCAAGAUAGGCAGGCAUCCUAAAAGAUGACAAUGCUGGCAAAUUAAAUUUUUAUUUUAAGUAUUAUCAGUGGAGUAUCUAUUCUGUGUCAGUGUCAAUAAAUGGUUGUUGCACACAAUAGUCAAUAUGAUACCAUCAUAACAAGGAUAAUCUCACAUAGUAGGGAGGACAGAUGAUGAAACAAUGAUAAUGCAUUGUGGUAAGUGUUACAGUGAAGGGGAGCCCACUGGAAAUGAUUGCAGAAGGCUUCCUAUAAAAGGACCCUUGGAUUGAGACCAGAAAUGUAAGAACAAGUUAUCCAGAAGACAAGAAACCCAAAAAAGAAACAACCUGUACAAAGUUGUAGAGAUGUGAGCAAGCAUGAAAGUCCAAAAAAUGUUGGAAGUUCAAUUUCAGGGCAGAGAAGAGUGAGAGAGUAGUGAGGACGAAGCAGACGGGUUAGACACGGUCAGAUCCUGGAAGGCGUCGAAUGUCUAAGUAUCUUUUAACUUUAUUCUAAUAGAAAACAAUAGUCCGUCAAAAAUUUUUAGAAGGAGUAUAGAUUGAAAACAAUUACAUUUUAAAAGUAUCACUCUGGCAAAUGAGAUAGUGGAAGAAAAGAUUAGAGGCAAGAUGACCAGCCUGUCUGCUGGGUCUGCUUCAGUAAUACUCUUGAGACAUUCGAGACAUCUGAAUUAAGUUAGAUGCAAUUGGAAGGAGACAAGUAAAGUGGUGUCAUUUAAAAGUGAUGUCAGCUAAAACACUUCAUCUCCCAGAUUGGAAAUGCCAUCUGAAUAUCAUUCCUCUUCUAAAAUGUGAGGAUGCUGUCUGAACAUUCUGUAAAUUGUGUAGUAAACUGGAAAAUUCACCAUCGUGAACAUGCUCUAUAUGAAAUGGUAUGGGAAAGAGAUAAGAAGAAAGUAAUCAAAAAUACAAACAUACACAUAAUACAUCAAGGAGGAAAAUACGUGAAGAUGCUAUAUCUUCAUUUCUGCCAGCGGUCGUGUGGUCACGGUGUUCGUGACAUUUCUCCAUCAACCAUCACACAAUCCUUUGCCUUCAAACAACUCCUAAGCAUGUUGGGGUUCUUCCUGGAAGGGUUAUCCAAGUCUUGAUAUCUCAGGAAGCAGAAAUGCUGAGAGUGGGCAUUAGGUAUGUAGAAAUAGACUACUAUAGUCUCAUAUUCUGUAUUAGUCAGGUUUCUUUAGAGAGACAAGACUAAUAGGAUAGAUGAAUAUAUGAAAAGGAGUUUAUUAAGGAGUAUUGACUCACACGAUCAAAAGGUAAAGUACCACAAUAGGCCUUCUGUAAGCUGAGGAGCACAGAAGCCAGUUGGAGUUCCAAAACCUCAAAAGUAGGGAAGCCAACAGUGCAGCCCUCAGUCUGUGGCCAAAGGCCCGAGAGCCCCUGGUCAACCACUGGUGUAGGUCCAAGAGUCCGAAAGCUGAAGAAAUUGGAGUGGAGUCUGAUGUUUAAGGUCAGGAAGCAUCCAGCACAGGAGAAAGAUAGAGGCCAGAAGACUCAGGCAAUCUAGUCCUUCCAUGUUCCUCUGCCUGCUUUUAUCCUAGCCAUGCUGGCAGCUGAUUAGAUGGUGCCUACCCAGAUUGAGGAUGGGCCUGCCUCUCCUAGUCCACUGACUCAGAUGUUAAUCUCCUUUGGCAUCACCUCCAUAGACACACCCAGGAACAAUACUUUGUAACCUUCAAUCCAAUCAAGUUGAUGGUCAAUAUUAACCAUCAUAUAUUCCAUCUAUUAAAUUUCAAUUUUUAUCUUUUUUAUUUGAUAGAGUUUUUAAUUUCAAGGCUGCACUUUCUCGGUAACUUUAAUCUUCAUAAAUUAAAUUAGUUGGAUCACCUUAAGACUACACACACUUCUAAUUCAUAGCUGCUUGUGAAGGACAUUCCCAAUAGAAGGCAUGAACAUUGUCUUGAUACAGGAAUACAAAAUAAGAUGCUAUUCUAAACUUUAUUGUUUAUUUAGCCAUUAAAUAGAAAAAAUUUAAAAAGACACUGAAAAGUAUUUGAAAAUAAAAUAUUUUUCAUUAGUUAAUAACCAUAAAAACACCACUGAAGGUUUUCCUUAAAAAUCUAAU
Molecule: messenger RNA, 4829 nt
Organism: Homo sapiens (human)
Lineage: Eukaryota; Metazoa; Chordata; Mammalia; Primates; Hominidae
Gene: OR2F1
Product: olfactory receptor family 2 subfamily F member 1
Exons: 3
Coding region: 440-1393 (317 amino acids)
Biological process (GO): G protein-coupled receptor signaling pathway
Cellular component (GO): plasma membrane; membrane
Molecular function (GO): G protein-coupled receptor activity; olfactory receptor activity
Source: RefSeq, marked validated